Molecule: messenger RNA, 2343 nt
Organism: Telopea speciosissima
Lineage: Eukaryota; Viridiplantae; Streptophyta; Magnoliopsida; Proteales; Proteaceae
Product: lysine--tRNA ligase, chloroplastic/mitochondrial
Exons: 14
Coding region: 46-1806 (586 amino acids)
Biological process (GO): lysyl-tRNA aminoacylation
Cellular component (GO): cytoplasm; mitochondrion; cytosol
Molecular function (GO): ATP binding; lysine-tRNA ligase activity; tRNA binding
Source: RefSeq, a predicted model, not a curated record
CUAUGUCUCAGACAGGGCAACAGGGGGUGGACACAGAUUGAUACGAUGGAGUCGCUGAAAGUUUGGACUUUAUCUUCCCACUCCAUCAAGCACUUCAUCAAUAUCACUUCUGUAACGACACGAAGAACCAGACCACCGGUGAUGGUCAUCAGGUGUUGCUCUUCCACCUCUUCCUCCUCUGUUCGGAACAGGAGAAGGUCCUCCUCUUCUUUUUCUUCUUCUUCUUCGUCGUCCACUUCUGACAGAGACUCCAUUCGCGCCAUGCGCAUUAAGAGGGUCGAAGAAUUGAGGAGCAAGGGUUAUGAGCCUUAUGCAUAUAGGUGGGAGCGGACACAUACUGCGAAUGAGCUGCAAGCUAAAUAUAAAGAUCUGGAGAAUGGUGAAGCGUCAAACAGUGAUGAUUUAGAGUCAGUAGCUGGAAGAAUUGUAGCUCGGAGAGCAUUUGGAAAACUUGCUUUCUUGACUCUAAGAGAUGAUUCAGGGACUAUUCAGCUUUACUGCGAGAAGGAAAAGCUUCUAAAUGAUCAGUUUGACCAGUUGAAAACAUCUGUUGAUAUUGGCGAUAUUUUGGGUGCGAGUGGCUCAAUGAAGAGAACAGAGAAAGGGGAGCUUUCUGUUCAUGUCAGUUCGUUUGCAAUUCUUACAAAAUCUCUGCUCCCAUUACCAGAUAAAUAUCACGGUCUCACUGACGUGGAUACACGUUAUCGUCAACGGUAUGUAGAUAUGAUCGCGAAUCCAGAGGUAGCUACUGUAUUCCGCAUGAGAGCUAAGAUAGUUUCAGAGAUACGCAAAACAGUGGAGUCUUCGGGUUUUAUUGAAGUUGAAACUCCAGUUCUACAGGGAGCAGCUGGUGGUGCAGAAGCUAGGCCAUUUGUUACGUACCAUAAUUCACUUGGAAGGGAUCUUUAUUUGAGAAUUGCAACUGAGCUUCAUCUUAAGAGAAUGCUGGUUGGGGGUUUUGAAAAAGUUUAUGAGAUCGGUCGUAUAUUCAGAAAUGAAGGAACUUCAACUCGCCAUAAUCCUGAGUUUACCACUAUUGAGAUGUAUGAAGCAUAUUCCGACUAUCAAAGCAUGAUGGACAUGGCAGAAAAAAUUAUUGUUCAAUGUGCCCUUGCAGUUCAUGGGAAGCUUACCAUUGAUUAUCAGGGAACGGAAAUAUGUCUGCAACAGCCAUGGAGGAGGGAAACCAUGCAUAAUCUUGUCAAAGAAGCUACUGGAAUUGAUUUUAAUGACGUGAGGGGGGAUAUUGAAAUUGCUAAAGAAGUUGCUUUGAAGGCUCUUGGAGUUGGCCAUGAUAGCAAAGAGAAAUCUUCAAUCAAAGCAUGCCCAUCUGUGGGCCAUGUCCUUAAUGAGGUUUUUGAGUGUGUUGUUGAACCAACACUUCUGCAGCCGACAUUUGUUUUGGACUAUCCCAUUGAGAUAUCUCCCCUGGCUAAACCACACAGAAGGCAUGCAGGCUUGACUGAGAGAUUUGAACUAUUCAUCUGUGGUCGGGAGCUGGCCAAUGCAUUUUCUGAAUUAACAGAUCCUAUGGAUCAGAGAGAACGUCUUGAAGAGCAAAUAAGACAGCACAAUUGUAAGAGAGCAGCAAUUUCACAAGCACACUCUGUGGAAGAGAGAAGAAAAAGAAAUGAUGACGACUCGUAUGACGUGACUCUAGAUGAAGACUUCCUAACAGCUUUGGAAUAUGGAAUGCCACCAGCUUCAGGAAUGGGACUAGGCAUUGACAGGUUGGUUAUGCUUCUUACAAACUCUGCCAGCAUUCGGGAUGUCAUUGCAUUCCCUGUCCUCAAGCUUCAGCAGUGACACUUUAUUGGGAAUCAAACUGCAUCCCUAAAGGUUAUAGCAACAGGCCUAUGUAGAGCUAAUCACAUUUUUGGUGGGUUCCAUCUAACUCAUCAUAGGUUUGAAGAAGAUGCCACAUAUGUGGAACUUCAGCUGUAAAAUGCUAAAAUCAAUUUUUCCUUGCUGUAAUUGAUUCUUUAAUGGAAUCAUGGACGGGUUUAUAACAAGAUCCCAUACAUUCAGACCAUGAGUCGAAGAAGUUCAGUAUUCCAGUAUUCAAUUCUCCAAUUUUUUCGGUUAUUCCUUAGGCUCGACACCUUUAUGAGCAGAAUAGAAAUCAGAAAGUUUUGAGGUUUUUUCUUUGUUCCUCUCAUUUUCUUGUUCUUAAGUUAGAUUAGAAGUCUCUGUUGGUAAAACUGAAGUCCUUACUUUAUAUUUUUGGAGUCAAAGAAUGUAAAGUUGCCGGACCUCAUAUUAGUGGGGCCUGACUAAUGUAAUUGAGCAGUUAGAUAUUGACUGUCGUAUUUCUCUCAAAGAUCUUGCUUUCUUGUGUGGUUC